AUGCGUACAAACUCCGUUCUAUCGGUGCUUGGUAUCACAUUUCUUUCGAUGUCUACUGCUACCUCGGAAACCACCGAGUCGAACAUCAAAUGGACCCUGCGCAGGUACACGCCCAGCAAUGUGAGAGAAGAUCAUGACGAGGAGCGACUCUGGAGUGUCAAAGAACUUUUCGGUUUGAACAAGUUCGAGAAAAUGUUGCAAAACAACCCAGCCCAGCUGGACAACUAUCCGAUAAACAAAGUCGCGUCGAAACUGAAGAACACGAAUGACCGUGAAAAAUUGUUAAAUUAUCUCAACCAGCGAUCAAGAGCAAUUCGUGAGGCAGGCCGAGCUACUUGA
Molecule: messenger RNA, 339 nt
Organism: Phytophthora nicotianae INRA-310
Lineage: Eukaryota; Oomycota; Peronosporomycetes; Peronosporales; Peronosporaceae
Exons: 1
Coding region: 1-339 (112 amino acids)
Source: RefSeq, a predicted model, not a curated record